Molecule: messenger RNA, 1598 nt
Organism: Tympanuchus pallidicinctus (lesser prairie-chicken)
Lineage: Eukaryota; Metazoa; Chordata; Aves; Galliformes; Phasianidae
Gene: IL20RB
Product: interleukin 20 receptor subunit beta
Exons: 8
Coding region: 1-1002 (333 amino acids)
Molecular function (GO): interleukin-20 binding
Source: RefSeq, a predicted model, not a curated record
AUGGGGGGCUAUAACCUGGACCUCCCCCUUCAUGUCACCUGGGAAGCACAGGCAACAGGCACGAGCAAAAUGCCACUAAAACUCAUCUGCUUCAUCCUCUGCAUUCUGAUUGCACCUGAUCUCACAGGACUUUUAGGUGAAGAUGCGCCGCUGCCAGCGCCUCAGAACAUCUCUAUUCUUUCUACCAACAUGAAACAUUUCUUGAUGUGGAGCCCUGUGACCUUCCAGGGAGAAACUGUGAGAUACUCUGUUGAGUUUCAGGGGGAAUAUGAACGAGAGUACGCUAACGAGAGCUGGAUCCCCAUCUGUGAGUGUUCCCUCAUCACAGUCACUGUAUGUAAUAUCACAGAGGAUAUCUCAGCCACCGUGGCCUAUAACCUGCGAGUAAGGGCAGAUAAUGGUGCUCAAAGAUCAGAGUGGGGCACCCUGAAAGGUUUCUUCAUUCGAAAUACAACUCUUCUGACACCACCUCUGAUGAAGGCCAUAGCAGAUGGGUAUCAUCUACUCGUGGAGCUAGAAGACAUGGGACCUGCCUUUCAGUUCUGUGUUCUCUACUGGGAGAAGGGCCAGGAGAGCAGGAUGCAACAGAAGAUGGUGAAGGAGAUCAGCUCCACCAUUCAUCUGGCCACCAUGGAGGCAGCAACUGAAUACUGCGUAAAAGCCCAGACAUACGUUGAGACAAUCAACAGGAGCAGCAGCUUCAGCCAACCACAGUGCGUGAGGGCACAAGGCAGCAGAUCCACGUGGCCCAUCAGUGUCCUUAUGUCCUUUGCUGGCUUUGCUGUGGCUGCCUUGACCCUGUCUUUCCUUGUCUGGAAAACAAGGAAAAUCUUCCAGGAUUUCUGCUGCCCCAUUGCUGUCCUGCCAGACACACUGAAAGUGCCAGAGCCCCCCAGCCAACUGAUACUUUGCAGGAGGGAAGAAGCUGAGCAAUGUGAUCUGAUGGUGCAGGUGAUCCCCUCAGAAGAGGUUCUUUGCCUGUGGAUUCAGGAAACACUUUAAGCAUCCUACUAAAAAAAAAUAAAUAAAAACCAAAAAACUUCUGCAGACCAAACAGAAUGUGCUUCAGUGUCUUCCGAGUGCCAACAAGUAACUCUGUUCUUUAUGCCAAAUCUGCUGCAAGGAAGUCUCUGUAUGAACACAUGGCUGGCUCUCAUCUCUUCCUAACUUCAUUCAUCCACUGAAAAGCUGGAAAGGACCCCAGGUGACAACUGCCAGUUUCUGUACUUCUCCUUCAUAUCCAUACCCAUGAGCAGACAUGGGUUAACUCGUGUUUCCUUCACAGUCACAUUGAUGGUCCCAAGGCAAAGCCCACACUUAAGCCACCAGCAUUUCACCAGCACAAUGUAUGUAGAGCUCAGACGCUGAGUCCCAAACCACUUCACUGUCAGUAAUUUUGCCUCAGAUUUAUUUUUUUUAAAUAAAAGAAAUGAAUCUGCCAGUAAGAGUUCCUUGCAUGGUUAACACAGCUGAAAUGAACAGAGGUAAAAUGCUGUCAGAGCUGCAGGCCCCGGACAUGAAAUAAAAAUUUGUUCCAUGUGACAGAUAGCAAUGCAUGAUGCCAUAGAGGAAAAAGGUUGUUAAGGAUGAGAUGUUUA